AUGCAGUCUUAUCUGCAGUACCGACGAUUGGGCAAAUCUGUUCGCUCGCAGCUGGACAAUGCCUCCCCUGUGAAGGAAACUCCAACUGCGGCGCGCGAUUCGGAUACAGAUACGCCUACGAAUCCAGACGAAAUCAGCCAACAUGUGCCCAGGUCGAAUCAAAGCCCUCUGGCAAGAACCGCCUCUUGGGGAUCCAGCAGAACCGCCUUGGCCUACUCGAUUGCUGGUAUCGAUGUCCAGAAGCAAUCCGAGUCUCCGGAUCAACCUGCCCACCUCUUCAUUGUUGGCUGGGAUGGCCCAAAUGAUCCGCAAAAUCCGCGGAACCACAGUGUCGCCUCACGUUUGACCGCGACGCUGCUGGUUUCUGCGUUGGGUUGGAUUGUUGGCGCCGCAACGUCUAUCAACUCGGGUGUGCUGCCCCAAAACACCGAGGCGUUCCACGUCAGUGAUGUCGUGGGCUCCCUAGUGACUGGCAUGUAUUUACUCGGCUUCGCUGCUGGUUCCUUGGUUAGCGGACCACUCUCGGAGAUCCUUGGUCGCAAUGCCGUAUACGUGAGCUCUUUGACCCUGUUCAUGAUCUUCAUUAUGGGCAUCUUUGGCUGUCCGCCUCUGACAUGCGCCGGCGGCACCAUUGCCGAUCUAUGGAAUCCGUUGGAAAAGACACUCUACUUCCCUAUGUACGCCGUUCUUUCCUCCAGCGGCCCGGUGCUGGGUCCAGCCGUUGCUUCAUACAUGGGGCAGACGGGCGUUCUUUCCUGGCGUUGGACAAGUUGGAUCAUCCUUAUCGGGUCCGGUGCGAUCCUCGUCUUGAUCAUCCUCUUCCAGCCUGAAACUUACGGUCCGCUCCUCCUGAAAUGGAAGGGCAAGCAUCUGCGCAAGAUGACAGGAGACCCGCGGUUCCGGUCAGAAAUGGAUAUGGAGAAAAUCGCACUGUUUAGCCGUAUCGGCGGUGCGAUGAAGCGCCAGUUCCUGAUCACCAUUCACGAACCCAUCAUCCUGCUGAUCUCUCUAUACAUGACUGUGUUGUAUAUUGUGUUGUUCACCUUCUUCGAUGGGUACGCCUUUAUUUUCACCGACAUGCAUGGCCUGUCCCAGGGCCUGACAAACAUCGUCUGGGUCGCCAUGUACGUUGGGAUCAUGCUCUCCGGGUUUCUUCUCCCGUUCGUCUACAGAGGGACAAAGAAGAAUUUCACACAGGCUGCCGAAGCUGCAAAUGGCGCCGACCCAGCAGUCGACCCUCGCGCUCUCGACAACGUGCACACGCAACCCGAAAUCCGGCUCUGGUUUGCCAUGUUUGGAGCACCGUUUAUUCCUAUCAGUUUGUUCUGGAUGGGCUGGACUGACUUCCCAUCCAUUUCAGUCUGGUCGCCUAUCAUCGCAUCGUCUGCCUUCGGCCUCGGCACCAUUUGCGUCUUCAUAAGUUCCUACAUGUACGUGAUUGACUCGUACGGCAUCUACGCGGCGUCGGCACUAGGCUUCAUGACCGUAUCGCGCUAUUGUGCUGCUGGAGGGAUGACCAUUGUUGGAAUUCCGUUCUAUAGGAAUAUGGGUGUUCACUGGACGCUCACUAUUCUCGGCUGUAUCAGCGCUAUCAUGGUGCCGGUGCCGUAUGUGUUCUAUCGCUUUGGGCCCGCUAUUCGCAGUUGGAGUCGGUAUGCUAUUACCGAGGUGGUUAAGGUUUGA
Penicillium cinerascens is the source of this 1683-nucleotide messenger RNA. Its product is annotated as MFS transporter. Bases 1 to 1683 code for a protein of 560 amino acids. The record is from RefSeq and is a predicted model, not a curated record. The transcript is spliced from 4 exons. Gene Ontology annotation, molecular function: transmembrane transporter activity. NCBI's taxonomy places the organism in Eukaryota, Fungi, Ascomycota, Eurotiomycetes, Eurotiales, Aspergillaceae. Gene Ontology annotation, biological process: transmembrane transport.